Messenger RNA from Molossus molossus (Pallas's mastiff bat), 1911 nucleotides. RefSeq names its product TRAF interacting protein (gene TRAIP). The transcript has 15 exons. The record is from RefSeq and is a predicted model, not a curated record. Bases 99 to 1508 code for a protein of 469 amino acids. Lineage: Eukaryota; Metazoa; Chordata; Mammalia; Chiroptera; Molossidae.
AAGUCGCGCAGUAGAGCCAAAUUUGAAGGGAGCUGAGGCCGGGAAACUGGAUCGGUCGCGGUUUCCUUGGCUACCUGGGCCCCCGGAGUCCAGUGAUCAUGCCUAUCCGUGCGAUAUGCACCAUCUGCUCCGACUUCUUCGACCACUCGCGCGACGUGGCCGCCAUCCACUGCGGCCACACCUUCCACCUGCAGUGCCUAAUCCAGUGGUUCGAUACAGCACCAAGUCGGACCUGCCCACAGUGCCGAGUCCAGGUUGGCAGAAAAACCAUUAUCAACAAGCUCUUCUUUGACCUUGCCCAGGAGGAGGAGGGUGUCUUAGAUGCAGAAUUCUUGAAGAAUGAACUGGAUAAUGUCAGAGCCCAACUUUCCCAGAAAGAGAGGGAGAAACGGGACAGCCAGGCCAUCAUCGACACUCUGCGGGACACGCUGGAAGAGCGCAACGCCACUGUGGAAUCUCUGCGGAAGGCCCUGGAAGAGGCUGAAAUGCUGUGUUCCACCCUCAAGAAGCAGAUGAAAUUCUUGGAGCAGCAGCAGAAUGAGACCAAACAAGCACGGGAGGAAGCCCGCCGACUCAGGAACAAGAUGCAGACCAUGGAGCGGAUUGAGCUCCUACUCAAGAGCCAGCGGCCCGAGGUGGAGGAGAUGAUCCGAGACAUGGGUGUGGGCCAGUCAGCUGUGGAGCAGCUGGCUGUGUACUGCGUGUCCCUCAAGAAAGAGUAUGAGAAUCUAAAAGAGGCACGGAAGGCCUCAGGGGAGAUAGCUGACAAGCUGAAGAAGGACUUGUUUUCUUCCCGGAGCAAGUUGCAGGCAGUCUACUCUGAACUGGACCAGGCCAAGUUGGAGCUGCGGUCGGCCCAGAAGGAUUUACAGAGUGCUGAUAAGGAAAUCGCGAGCCUGAAAAAAAAGCUAGCAAUGCUGCAGGAAACCCUGAACCUGCCACCAGUGGACAGUGAGACCGUGAACCGUCUGGUUUUUGAGAGCCCCGCCCCUCUAGAGAUGCUGAGCCUGAAGCUUCGCCGGCCAGCCUUCAGUGAUGACAUCGACCUCAAUGCCACCUUCGAUGUGGACACCCCCCCAGCCCGGCCCUCAGGUAUUCAGCAUGGCCAUGCCAAGAAGCUCUGCCCAGAGAAGGCACACCCUCCCAUGCAGAAUGUUCCCAAGAAGAUGUCCGAAGGCUCCAAGCAGGAAUCCCAGCUCUCUCUGGGAGGCCAGCGCUGUGUGGGAGAACCAGAUGAGGAGCUGGCUGGUGCCUUCCCUGUCUUCAUCCGGAAUGCUGUCCUGGGCCAGAAACAACCCAAGAGAGCCAGGGCAGAGCCCUGUCGCAGCACAGAUGCGGUAAGGACCGGCUUCGAUGGUCUUGGAGGCCGGACGAAAUUCAUCCAGCCUACUGACACAACUGUGAUCCGCCCACUGCCUGUGAAGCCCAAGCCCAAGACUAAGCAGAAAGUGGGGGCCAGGAAAGUGCUCCCUCCCUCCCAGGCCAAGCUGGACACCUUCCUGUGGUAGUGAGAACAGUGACUCUGAUCACUGGCCAGAAAAAUGCCUCCAACUUGCAGGCUGAGGACUGGCUGAGCAGGAGGCUGGGGGACAUGGCUCCUCCUCCAGCAGCAGCCUCAAGGGCAAUGGGAGACAAGAAGAUGGGGCUGAGGGUGAGGCCCAGAGGAUGUGCUUUUCAGUGUGCACCCUGCCCCACGCCCACCAUACUGGGCCUAGCUGUGGGAGCUGUGACCAGCUCACCGUUCCCGACAGCAGGGCUUGUUCCUGGCUGUGGGCUCCCAUUUAUAGCCAUGACCAGAUGUUGGGCUGCUUCCGAUCCUCCAGACUAGGGUCUUUUGUUGACUGUAUGGACCAAAGUGUGUGAGGCCUCACAGGCAGCUUCUGGCAUCCUGCUAGGCAUGGCCUGGGCAAG